This is a messenger RNA of Trichoplax adhaerens, 345 nucleotides long. RefSeq lists its product as uncharacterized. Lineage: Eukaryota; Metazoa; Placozoa; Uniplacotomia; Trichoplacea; Trichoplacidae. The transcript has a single exon. The annotation marks the transcript as partial. The record is from RefSeq and is a predicted model, not a curated record.
GUCAUACGAAAGUCUACCAGUCCUUGGGCAAGUCCGGUGAUUUUAGUGAAGAAACCGAACGGAACAUAUCGACCGUGUGUAGAUUACCGAAAACUGAACGCCUGUACUACAGUUAAUGCCUACCCACUACCUAGGAUCGACGACUUGCUAGACAUAGUAGGUAAUGCUAAAUUUAUUACUACACUAGAUUUAUCUAAGGGUUACUGGCAGAUCCCUAUGGAAGAAGGAUCGAAACAAUAUACUGCCUUCACAACGCCUUACGGACUAUAUGAAUUCGAGAUGAUGCCUUUUGGACUGCACAAUGCUCCAGCGACUUUCCAGUCACUGGUUAAUAGUCUAUUUGCA